Messenger RNA from Rodentolepis nana, 291 nucleotides. The record is from the annotation of a GenBank genome assembly. NCBI's taxonomy places the organism in Eukaryota, Metazoa, Platyhelminthes, Cestoda, Cyclophyllidea, Hymenolepididae.
AUGUGGUCUGAUGACUCACCUGCUCCCGAAUGGGUCAAGACCGAACAGAAACAGUUCAGGGAGAUUCGUGACAAGGAUAAGGACGGUUACCUGGACCGUGAAGAGAUUCGUGCUUGGCUAUUCCCCACAGACUAUGAUCAUAUCGAAUCAGAACUCAAACACCUCAUGUCUGAAGCUGAUGAUGAUAAGGACGGAAAGCUGUCUAGGGAUGAAAUCCUCUCUCAUUACCAUGUUUUCGUUGGAAGCCAAGUAACAGAUUUCGGUCAAGCUCUCUAUCAUGAUGAACUAUAA